This is a messenger RNA of Chondrus crispus (carragheen), 2013 nucleotides long. RefSeq lists its product as hypothetical. Gene Ontology annotation, biological process: phosphatidylinositol dephosphorylation. NCBI's taxonomy places the organism in Eukaryota, Rhodophyta, Florideophyceae, Gigartinales, Gigartinaceae. The transcript is spliced from 2 exons. The record is from RefSeq and is a predicted model, not a curated record. Gene Ontology annotation, molecular function: phosphatase activity. The coding region runs from base 1 to 1830 and encodes 609 amino acids.
AUGUUCGUCGUCGCUCAUUUGGCCGCUAAUGAGCACCGCGUGCAGGGGAGGGAAGAUGAUUGGAGGGCCAUUCUUAGGAGGCUGGAUAAAGAUGAGAGGAGCUUGUCGAGGGGGGCCGAGCCGGUUAUUCCAGUCCCGUUGUUUCAUCGCUAUGAGCAUGUCUUCGUCCUGGGAGACCUCAACUAUCGCAUUGAACCCCCGGGUACGGAUCAUGCGGAGAGGGUCAAGUGGGUCCGUCAGAAGAUUGCAAACAGGGAUUGGCACGCCCUGGUUGAUGCCGAUCAGCUCAUGAGGGAGAAGAUGGGCGAUAAGGUCUUUGCCAACUUUCAGGAGGCCGAUAUCCACUUUCCCCCGACCUUUAAGAUCGACCCCAAGACCGCUCAGUACAGCACCAUCCGCGUCCCGAGUUACUGCGACCGCAUCCUGUGGCACUCGCUUCCCGGUCGCAUCGACCUCGUCAAGAGCCUGCGCUACACCUCGCUAACGGACUUCAAGCAAAGCGACCACAUCCCCUUGUACGGCGAGUACGAGCUUCGCGUCCCGUUCGUCGUCGCCCCGGACCGCCCCCUCAAUGCCUUAAAGGGCAAGCGUCUCGUCCUCGAGUUCAUGCUCGUCCGCUUUGUGAAGGGCCCGGGCAAGUUUGCCGACCGCAUCUCCUUCACAGACGGGCCCCCCUCCAUGCGCCGCAUCUACGAGCCGGGAACCCUACGCAUCCCGCCGAUACCUCCCACCACAGAUGGCCUUGACCAUGCCAGGUUUCUUCGCACCUUCAUGGGCCGUGACGAGGAUGACGACACACCCCUCCUUCCUUUGGACGAAGUCCCCGACGACGACGACGACGACGACGAGGAGGACGACGACGACGAUGACGACGACGACGACGACGACACCACCGUCUCCUCAGACGCCGAGGACAACUGCUUCUACCCCAGGGUGGACGAGAACGUCCGCGACAGCUACAACUCGUACGGCGACCCGCCCCCCGGCGUCGAGGCGGAAGACCUGCGCAAUUUUGGGAGCCCGCUUGUCAGCAGCGACGAGCCCCGUCCGGAAGCCCCGCUGCUGCGCGACGCCUUCCGGCAUAUUUCUCUUGACACGAGCGAGUCUGCGUUCGGAGACGGCAGCUCGAUGCCAAACUCGCCCUUCCCGCACGCGCAUCCACGCAACUUUCUCGACGGCUUUCACACCGCCCCGAGGAGUGCCCCGAGGAGCGCCCCGACCACUCCGUCUACGAGCCGCGACUCCCAACGACCUAUCGCGCACGCCAACAGCGGGCCGCGGAAGCGCGACUCGCUCUCCAAGCAUGUCGAGAACAAUACACAGAACAAAAAGGUCAAGAAGCGCCGAAGACUCAACGGCAUGCGCAUGGAAGUUCACGGCCAGGGGUUGUUUUUGAAGCAAGGACGGGUGUAUCGCGUCAGCAUUCCCAAACGCGUCAAUGGCGCCCGGGAACGCAUCGGCGAAUCGCUCCCGGUCAUCCCUCUCCUGCCAAUAGAGAAUUUGGCAGAGCUCCAGUAUCGGCACGUCUUGGUCGAGUUUGCGAAAAAGAAGACGCGCGUUGGCACAUCGGGUGCUCUGGCAUUACGUGAACUUUUGGACUACAUUGGACGGCCGUUCGCCUUUGAGCUCAGCCUCACCAAGUACGGGCACCCCGUCGGUAUUCUUGAAGCAUGCGUACAGCUCACGGUGAGCGAUUCCGACUUGUGGGUGGACGCCAAGGGGAGGGUUGUGAGAAAUUGUGACGGAACGGCGCGCAGGUUUUACCGAGGCGUGCUUCCCGUGCGGAAGAAAACCAGGGCCAGAUCCAAGGCCGGCGGCAAGAGAUCAUAGCAGUGCACGCGCGGGCCUCCCACACCUUUUUGCUUGGCCUUUUGUGCGCACUGGGAGAGUGCCCGUGCAUUGCAUCGAGGGUUGUAUCUGUGGGAUACCUGCACACGAAAACAGGUAACGUAGCGUAGCGUAGUGGUCAAUCUCACGGCUUCAGGUCGCGGUUGUAAAAGAUAUCGAAAACGU